Chrysochloris asiatica (Cape golden mole) is the source of this 918-nucleotide messenger RNA. RefSeq names its product transmembrane protein 74 (gene TMEM74). The coding region runs from base 1 to 918 and encodes 305 amino acids. The record is from RefSeq and is a predicted model, not a curated record. Lineage: Eukaryota; Metazoa; Chordata; Mammalia; Afrosoricida; Chrysochloridae. The transcript has a single exon.
AUGGAGCUCCACUCCCUUGCUAAGAAGAGCAGCCAGGCAGACCUGUGUGAUGCUGUGGACUGGAGUUCAGGAGGGCCUCCUGGGGACCAGACAGAUGCAGCAGCCACUAGAGCUGCCCUCUGCUGCCAGAGACACUGCACAUCCACACCAAGAGCAACAGUGUUGGAAUCAUCUAAACUGAGCCUUUCUCCAGCUCCCCCUUCUUCCUCUGUACAGGACUGUGGUAUUCAGCCAGACCCCUUACCACCAGAACCUGUCAACCCCGAGAACAAACAAAUAAUAGAAGAACGGAAAGUCUGCAGCUGCUGCAGCCAGGAAUUGGAAACUUCUUUUACCUAUGUGGACGAGAAUGUCAACUUGGAGCAGUGGAACCAGAGCUCUCCUUCCACAAAAGGGAGGAAUCACCCAGGAACUCCUGGCUGGGGAAAUCCAAACGAGUGGCCCCAUGAGCCUGCCAUGUCUUUGAUAUCCGAAGAUGAAGAUGACACAAGUUCUGAAGCCACAUCAUCAGGGAAGUCCGUAGACUAUGGCUUCAUCAGCGCCAUAUUGUUCUUAGUCACGGGGAUCUUGCUGGUGAUUAUUUCUUACAUUGUCCCACGGGAUGUGACUGUGGACCCCAACACUGUGGCCGCCCGGGAGAUGGAAAGGCUGGAGAAGGAGAGUGCAAGGCUGGGGGCUCACCUGGACCGCUGUGUGAUUGCUGGACUCUGCCUCCUCACACUUGGAGGCGUCGUUCUGUCCUGUUUGCUGAUGAUGUCUAUGUGGAAGGGGGAGCUGUAUCGUCGAAACCGAUUUGCCUCUUCCAAAGAGUCUGCAAAACUGUAUGGUUCUUUCAACUUCAGGAUGAAAACUGGUACUAAUGAAAACACGCUGGAACUAUCCUUGGUAGAGGACGAUGCUCUUGUUGUACAGAGUUAA